This is a messenger RNA of Pelodiscus sinensis (Chinese soft-shelled turtle), 1078 nucleotides long. NCBI's taxonomy places the organism in Eukaryota, Metazoa, Chordata, Testudines, Trionychidae. The record is from RefSeq and is a predicted model, not a curated record.
UCCAAAUUCAUUUGGAUUAGAAGCCAGUACCCCAAGUGCGCUUGCAGCAUCAAAAAAGCAGUGUUGCUCAUUAACAUGAUAGACACAGGCAAAUUUCCCCGAUUACUCUCCCGCAUACUUCAAAAGCUUCAUCUAAAGGCUGAGAGCAGUUUCAGUGAAGAGGAGGAAGAAAAACUUCAAGCUGCGUUUUCAAUGGAGAAGCAAGAUCUUCAUCUUGUUCUUGAAACAAUAUCGUUUAUUUUGGAACAGGCAGUCUAUCAUAAUCUGAAACCAGGUAUUUUGCAACAGCAGCUGGAGAGCAUUCACCUUGAUCAAGACAAAGCAGAAGCAUUUGUCAGUGCCUGGACUGCUGCAGGUCAAGAUACAAUUGAAAAGUUCAGGCAAAGGAUUUUGGCCCCUCAAAAGCUUGAGACAAUUGGAUGGCAGCUUAACCUUCAGAUGGCUCAGUCCACCCAAGCAAAACUGAAAUCUCCUCAAGCGGUAUUAGAACUUGGAAUGAGCAGUGAAGAUUCAAAGAACCUGGAGAAAGUUUUUGUGGAAUUCAGUCAUCAGGAGCUGUUUGAUUUCUAUAACAAGCUGGAGACUAUACAAGCACAGCUGGAUUCCCUUACAUGAUGUUUUUGAAGACUUGUUUCUCCAUCCUACUCCUGCCACCUCAUUAUUUUGAAUUGAAGAUAGAUUGCCAAGCUGUGUGUGCAGAUGAAUUCAAUGGGUUGCUUCCUGUAAAAUUAUAUGUCUUAUCUCCUCUUAGACCAGUAACAUUAGCUAAGGGAAAUCAUUGUUAAGAGUUCUGAGCUUCUAAUUGACUUUCUUUUAUUUUCUGAACCAACAGCAUUUGUUAAAAAUAGUUUUACUUGAGGGGGGAAAAAGAGACUACCGUUGUGUUGAUUUAUAGUUCUUUUCUGCUUUAUUACCUGUGUUGUUUGAGCCAUUACAUGUCUGAUUGCAAUUCACUCGCUAGUGAGGGAUUGGAAUAAAAUCUGUAUCAAAGUUGUUAAAAGAGUACAAAACUUAAGGAGCAACAUUAGAAGUAGUAGUUAGUAAAUAGAAUUUUCUCCAGCCAUUUGAAUUCAUUCCU